UUUAAAUAUAUACACACAUAAUGUCCCCCGUUCACUUUGGUAGCGUUACCCAUUCGGGGAAACAAAUUCUGCUCCAGGUCGUUUUUCUAACCCCGUGCGUUCAUGAUCAUGUAACCACGCCCACUCGUGGCUGGUGGAAAAUUACCAGCUUACAAGCAACAGGCAAAAUGAAUGGUAGUUGCGGUUUAUCACAUCAUUCAAACCAACAGGCUACCUGCAUGAACUAGGCACUCUGCCUUCUGGCUAUAUUUGGCUUCAAAAUAGCAAAACUUCCACAGAGAGGCUUAAAUGGAUAACAAACAUCAAACGCCAUUACUUUUGCUCCGCGUGCUGCACGCUCGCGUUCCAGUUAUUUCUUGUAAUUGCUCAAAUAAUUGAAAUGUUUAUGUUAAAGCUCAGUUUUGACACGAAAGUCAGGUCGAGAAGUUAUUCGCCAUUCUGUAAGACGGAGUCGUGUAGAAGUCCAUUCUGCAAGGGAGUCUGCCCUCUUUUUCUCUCCGGGCGGAGUAGUCGCGUGGGCGCUUGUGCGAAUUGAAAUAAACUGACAGGCCGAUCCUUCAAUGGGACGCCAAGUAGGAAGUCUUCGCCAGAGACACAGCCAAUCACAGCGCGGCCUGGGCGUAACCUAAGUCCAAACUUUACGCGGCGCCAUCGGCUGAAAACUAAACCGAGAUGGAAUCUCCCAGUCUGAACCGGUUUCAACCGGUUGCGAGUUAGUUGCUUGAGAGGAGAGAAGAGAGGAGGCGCAGGCACACAACCUCUAUACCACCCUGCUGGAAAAUUAUUAGAGUAAAGAAUAAAUUAGUGAAUCAAGGUUUACUUAGUUUCGUAAAAUGUAUCGGAGUAACAGAUUGUUAGGUCUACUGUGAUAGUAGUUUUGGAAUCCACAUCAGUGGUUCUUACCAGCCAGACAUCAUUCACUACUGGAGCUGGAGAUAGUCAACGCUGCAGAGAUAGGAAAUCUUUUGUAAUCAUCAGAUACUCUGAAGUACUCAAAGUACCUAGUAGCUUUUUUUUUUGGCAAACGCCACUCUUUUCAGUCAGAGCCUCGGAUAUUAGAGCUCUAUGCCAGCAGUUAUGACAAUGUUAGCAGACCAUGCAGCACAGCAGCUGCUGGACUUCAACCAGAAACUGGAUAUCAAUCUGCUGGAUAAUGUGGUGAACUGUCUGUAUCAUGGGGUAGGACCACAGCAAAGAAUGGCACAAGAAGUGUUGACACACUUAAAAGAGCACCCAGAUGCCUGGACGAGAGUGGAUACCAUCCUUGAGUUCUCCCAGAACAUGAACACCAAAUACUAUGCUCUCCAAAUUCUGGAAACGGUUAUCAAAACCAGAUGGAAGAUUCUUCCCAGGAAUCAGUGUGAAGGUAUAAAAAAGUAUGUUGUUGGGCUCAUUAUCAAGACUUCAUCUGAUGCAUCAAGUGUAGAGAAAGAGAAGGUGUACAUUGGCAAGCUGAACAUGAUCCUUGUUCAGAUCCUGAAGCAGGAGUGGCCCAAGCACUGGCCCACCUUCAUCAGUGACAUUGUGGGGGCGAGUCGUACCAGCGAGAGCCUCUGUCAGAACAACAUGGUCAUUCUGAAGCUGCUGAGCGAGGAGGUGUUUGACUUCUCUAGUGGCCAAAUGACCCAGGUCAAGGCCAAACACCUAAAAGACAGCAUGUGCAAUGAAUUCUCCCAGAUAUUCCAGCUGUGUCAGUUUGUUAUGGAGAAUUCCCAGAAUGCCCCCCUGGUCCAUGCCACCCUGGAGACACUUCUGCGUUUUCUCAACUGGAUUCCUCUGGGAUACAUCUUUGAAACCAAACUGAUCAGCACAUUGGUGUAUAAGUUCUUGAACGUGCCGAUGUUUCGCAACGUGACGUUGAAGUGCCUGACAGAGAUUGCGGGCGUGAGUGUCAGCCAGUACGAGGAGCAGUUUGUUACCCUCUUCACGCUGACCAUGUGUCAGCUCAAACAGAUGCUGCCUCUGAACACCAACAUUCGGCUGGCCUACGCCAACGGGAAAGAUGACGAGCAAAACUUCAUCCAGAACCUCAGUCUGUUCCUGUGUACUUUCCUUAAAGAGCACGGGCAACUCAUUGAGAAGAGGCUCAACCUCAGAGAGACAUUAAUGGAGGCCCUCCACUACAUGCUGCUGGUGUCAGAGGUGGAAGAGACUGAGAUCUUCAAAAUCUGCCUGGAGUAUUGGAAUCACUUGGCCGCUGAGCUCUACAGAGAGAGUCCCUUUUCCACAUCCACGUCCCCUCUGCUGUCUGGCAACCAGCACUUUGAUGUGCCUCCACGCAGACAGCUCUAUCUACCCGUUCUCUCCAAGGUGCGUCUGCUGAUGGUAAGUCGGAUGGCCAAGCCAGAGGAGGUCCUGGUGGUGGAGAAUGAUCAGGGGGAGGUGGUCAGGGAGUUCAUGAAGGACACAGAUUCCAUCAAUCUCUACAAGAAUAUGAGGGAGACCCUUGUGUACCUGACUCACUUGGAUUAUGCGGACACAGAACGCAUAAUGACAGAGAAGCUUCACAACCAGGUAAAUGGUACUGAAUGGUCCUGGAAGAACCUCAACACACUGUGCUGGGCCAUUGGAUCCAUCAGUGGGGCUAUGCACGAGGAGGAUGAGAAGAGGUUCCUUGUUACUGUCAUUAAGGAUCUGCUGGGUCUCUGUGAGCAGAAGCGAGGAAAAGACAACAAGGCCAUCAUCGCCUCUAACAUCAUGUACAUUGUUGGCCAGUACCCUCGUUUUCUUAGAGCCCACUGGAAGUUCCUCAAAACUGUUGUGAACAAGCUCUUUGAGUUCAUGCAUGAGACCCAUGAUGGAGUUCAGGACAUGGCGUGCGACACCUUCAUUAAGAUUGCCCAGAAGUGUCGGCGCCACUUUAUCCAGGUGCAGGUGGGAGAGGUGAUGCCCUUCAUCGAUGAGAUCCUCAACAACAUUAACACGAUCAUCUGUGACCUUCAGCCUCAGCAGGUGCACACGUUUUAUGAGGCAGUAGGGUACAUGAUCGGGGCACAGACCGACCAGGCUGUUCAGGAGCACCUGAUAGAGAAAUAUAUGCUGCUGCCCAAUCAAGUGUGGGACAGUAUCAUCCAGCAGGCCACCAAGAACGUGGACAUCUUGAAGGACCCAGAAACCGUCAAACAGCUGGGCAGCAUUCUUAAGACCAAUGUCAGGGCCUGCAAGGCAGUGGGACACCCCUUUGUUAUCCAGCUGGGACGGAUUUACCUUGACAUGCUCAACGUGUACAAGUGCCUCAGCGAGAACAUCUCUGCUGCCAUUCAGACAAACGGUGAGAUGGUGACAAAGCAGCCACUGAUCCGGAGUAUGAGAACAGUGAAACGGGAGACUCUGAAGCUGAUCUCAGGCUGGGUCAGCCGAUCAAACGACCCACAGAUGGUUGGUGAGAACUUUGUUCCCCCCCUGCUGGAUGCCGUCCUCAUUGACUACCAACGCAAUGUCCCUGCCGCCCGUGAGCCUGAAGUCCUCAGCACCAUGGCAACUAUUGUCAACAAGCUGGGGGGGCACAUCACCAGCGAGAUACCCCAGAUCUUUGAUGCCGUCUUUGAGUGCACUCUAAACAUGAUCAACAAGAACUUUGAGGAGUAUCCAGAGCACAGGACCCACUUCUUCUACCUGCUCCAAGCUGUAAACUCGCACUGCUUCCCCGCAUUCCUUGCCAUCCCUCCAGCCCAGUUCAAACUAGUGCUGGACUCCAUCAUCUGGGCCUUUAAGCACACCAUGAGGAACGUGGCUGACACUGGUCUGCAGAUUCUGUACACCUUGCUGCAGAAUGUGGCCCAGGAGGAGGCAGCCGCUCAAAGUUUCUACCAGACGUAUUUCUGCGAUAUCCUGCAGCACAUUUUCUCUGUGGUCACUGACACAUCGCACACUGCUGGCCUGACGAUGCACGCGUCCAUCCUGGCCUACAUGUUCAACCUGGUGGAGGAGGGGAAGAUCACUGCAGCGCUGAACCCCGCCAGCCCCACCAACAACCAGGUGUUCAUCCAGGAAUAUGUGGCCAACCUGCUUAAGACUGCCUUCCCCCACCUGCAGGAUGCUCAGGUGAAGGUGUUUGUGACAGGGCUGUUCAGCUUAAACCAGGACAUUCCUGCCUUCAAGGAGCAUCUGAGGGACUUCCUCGUCCAGAUAAAGGAGUUUGCAGGUGAGGACACCUCGGACCUUUUUCUGGAGGAGAGGGAGGCGUCACUCCGACAGGCCCAGGAGGAGAAACACAAGAUCCAGAUGUCGGUGCCCGGCAUCCUGAAUCCUCACGAGAUCCCAGAGGAGAUGUGUGACUGAGCGCCUGCUCAGUCUAACUGUACAGUACUCCAAACUUAACCCUAACCACAGCAAACACAACAAAACCCAAGAGAGGCACUUGAGUGUGGUGGGAGGCCGUGGGCCAUCCCAUUGGAUGUUUGUUGACCAAAAUAAUGCCAAUACUCUGUAAAUGAUUACCGCAUCACCCUGUGGUCCUUUUUACAUGAUCUGCGUUUUCUAUGGAGACUUUUUGUGUAAUAACUUUCCAAAACUGUUAAUCUAGCUUACGUUCUGUUGGUCUCUGGCCCUUCUCAGACCUGCAUGAUGAAGUUAUAACGAUUAGGACAAGUUAACCAUGUUGUUUUGGAUCAGUUUCCGUCACUUCCCUGGUUCUGUUUCCUAGUUCUUCCCUCUUUCCCAUCUCUUUGUUUAUAUAUAGAUCUAUUCUACACUCAGUGUGGGCAGGGGAGGGCGGGGGUGUUGUGAAAAUCGGCCCAUGUGUUGAGUUGGCAUAGAAGCUUCUAGACCCGUGGUGUGACAGAAAGUGGUCUUUUAGAGGCGCACGCACCGCUUGUUUGGUGCCCCACGGCAUUGUGGGAGAAUGUGAAUCUAAUGGAAAAUGAAUGAAGGCUGAGAGACGCUGCUCGUGCAGCAGCAUCUUGUUGCUCAUGACUUUCUGCUUCACCCAAAAAACUGAGCUGCUGCUGCCAGCGUGAGGUUUUUUUUUCAGGGAAAGCAAAAGCAAAUAUGUGCAUAUCAUCCCAAUUGUAUAGCAUCUUUAAUACCAUGGGAACAUUUUUUUUUCCUCUUAUUCUGUUAUUUCUUUUUGUUGUGGGUGUGUGCGCGUGUGUGCUGUCGCCUAGUCGACAUCAGCGUUUUGUUUUCCUCUAAGAGGAUUGUUGCUCAUUUGUGAGCCUUCAUUAAUGGGAUGUUUUAAGGAAGUGGCGGAGGUAUUUAUGGGCUCUUUGGUUGGUUGCAUCUUUAUAACAACUCCUGUUUAACUCAGAUGGCUUUGGAGAUUUUGAAUUGUACUAAUUUAGAUUGUUUACCAUGCAGUAGUGCUUCAAGACACUACCUUUAGAGCAAAAUGAGAAAUAAACCUGGGUUUACAUUUAAUUUUGUAUUUUUGCAUUUUUCAUUUGUAACUGUUUGAGUUUUGUCCAAAUAAAGGCUUUUUUUUUUUUUUUUUCUUGUCCAGAGAGUAAAUGAAUUGCCAGUGAGUUUAAUUAGGAAGAAUGUAUAAAUCCAAAUAAGCAUCCAAUCUCUAAUGGCAGAUUUCCCUUCUCAAGGUGUUACAUUUGUUGUGAACUUUUUGAACUGAUUAAAGGUGAGAAUUUUAUAAUCCUGCCUUCGCUCAGAUCUCUUCAUUCCACAGCAGAGACUCGAGUUUUAUAUGAGCAGAUAUUGUUUGUGUGUCUGAAGACUUCAGUGUUGGCCUUGAUCAAUACUGAGUAAGAAUGCAGUCUUUAUCGUGUUACGAUACAGCAGGCUUUUUCUGUUGAAUUUUAAGUCAUCGCUGCCAUAGCUGACUAAACUCUAAACCUAACCUAACAUUGUAACAUACAGCCUUUGUUAGUGAGAGCUUUACUCACUAGCUUUUUCUUGUGUCAACAGUUGAACAACGACACUGACGUUGUGCCGAAUUCAGUUGUGAGCUGAUUGAGUCAUCAACUCUGAGAACUUGUGUUUACUUGUCCAACCCCACCUCCUACAGUGCAGGCUGCUUUCGCUUUCACUUACUAUAAAAGACGAUUUGCCACAUGGCAGCUGGAGUAGAAGACAUCUUGUGUCAGAUUUGUUGUGUGAAACUAAAGCCAACCUAAACAGGUUUGUUGCGCUUUGACCCGAUGCACUGUUAAUCAACUCUGGAAAAGGAUUUCUGACCACAUGGUCGUUAAGCAUAGUGACUAUUUUGUCCCAUCUCCUGUUAGAUGCAUACAUCUACGUGUGAAGAGGAGCGUGCUUUGAAAAGGUUUGAAAACACAAAUCCUAAAAGGAAAGCUCAGUGAUGACGGAUGGCAUCCGUCACGCAGGCAACGCGACAUCCAACCGUUUCCGCCUGGGCAUCUUUAGCCAAGGUUGCUGCUGUGUAAGUGGACUCCUCCACUAAUCCCUGUUAACAUACUGGUAUUAGAUUAAAGGUUAUGCUGACGCCGUGCCAUUGAAAGUUGAAACGCUCGUCUUACGCAAUCCCAACAAUCUUGUCAGCUCUGAUGUAACCAGAGAGGGAGAUGGAAUUCUAAUUUCACUCAACUUUUCAUUUCCUUGUGUCCCAGAGCCAGGCUUCAGAGGAAUCUGCAGCAGUAACAUUUUAGUUCUGCAGGUCUUGGCAGACUGAGCAUCUCUGUCAGUUUGGCGUGUUUGCUUUGAUGCUCUCGUAUCCAACUAUCUCUUUAUCUCUGUGGGACCAUAAUUCAGUCCAGUUGUAACAGGACUCCCCCACCCCCCCUUCCUGACCCAGAUCCACAUCCUCAGCCAUUCUUGGCAUCUGCUGUUGAGGAGAAGAUAGAACAGCUGGGGUAGCGCCCGCCCACAGGGGGAGAAAAAAAAAAAGCCCACAUCACCUCCUCUACGCUUUAUGCCCCGUUAAGCCCUGCUCUGGGUCUGUGUUGUGAGCAGCCAGGGUUAUUAAUACCCCUGUGAGUAAGUCUUACAGGAAGAGCCAGGUUAGCACGCCCAUUGGUCAGUGCCUCUCAUGCAGAGAGGAGCGGCGUGACCCCGAACCUAGUGGCACAUACCAGCCCUCUCUGGGACUUUCAGUUUCCACAAACUGCUCUGGCUUCUUUUCACACAGGAAACAACACUAACACUCUUUGCUAAAGCUGAGAACCAAUCAAGUGCGUAUUUUUCAUCUGGUAGAUUGUUGGAAAGGUGAGGUGAAAGGUCAUGGUGAAACUGGGGCAAAG
This is a messenger RNA of Haplochromis burtoni (Burton's mouthbrooder), 7148 nucleotides long. It is a transcript of the gene xpo1b, whose product is annotated as exportin 1 (CRM1 homolog, yeast) b. Gene Ontology annotation, molecular function: small GTPase binding; nuclear export signal receptor activity. The record is from RefSeq and is a predicted model, not a curated record. Lineage: Eukaryota; Metazoa; Chordata; Actinopteri; Cichliformes; Cichlidae. The transcript is spliced from 25 exons. Gene Ontology annotation, biological process: protein export from nucleus; ribosomal large subunit export from nucleus; ribosomal small subunit export from nucleus. The coding region runs from base 1066 to 4281 and encodes 1071 amino acids. Gene Ontology annotation, cellular component: cytoplasm; nucleus.